AAAGAGGACUAGGCUGACAGCUCUCCCGCCCCCACGCCCACUCCUCCAAGCCCCCACCCCCCCCUCACAGUAGACUCCCCCUCCCGGACUCCCACCCACUCCACAGCUCCCUCCCGAGGCGCAGGGCUGGCCGAAGUUUUAAAGUGGAGCCACCGCUUGCUGCUCCUGACAUUCGGGACGCGGCCAGCCCCCGAGCCCAGGCGCUCGCCGCGCUCCCGCGCCCCUGCUCUCCUGAGCGGGCUGUACAAUCCUCGGCAGUGUCCUGAGACUGUAUGGUCAGCUCAGAGGCCACGAUAGCCACAGAAGCGACUGCCCGGCUCCGAGGACUUGUUUCACACACACGCUUUGAUCUGGCUUUGCCCCCUCCCCAACUGGUUUUUAUUUUAUUUUAUUUUUUUUAGAAAAACAAUUUUUAAACUUUUUUUUUUCCUUUGGUGAUUCCUGUACGCAUUUGACAACCUCUCCCCUAUUCCUAUCCCUCCACCCUUUCCUCCCACAGCCACUCCUCCUCCCGGUUCCUCCCUCGUCACCUCUCUCCACCCUCUGCUUUCCCCGCACCUACCUAACCACCUGCAAACUAACACCUGAUUUUGCGGAGCGCUUUGGACCAGACUGCGCUCAGGACUUUUGCAAUCCGCCCAGGGCCUCAGCAAGCCGAAACGACAAGAAGUUAUCCGCAGCCGGGGUUUGAAGGAGCCUGGUGGCCCUCAAGGAGAAACGUGAAAAUGACAGCUGACAAGGAGAAGAAAAGGAGUAGUUCAGAAAGGAGAAAGGAAAAGUCGAGAGAUGCUGCCCGAUGUCGAAGGAGCAAGGAAACAGAGGUUUUCUAUGAGCUUGCCCAUGAGCUCCCCCUGCCUCACAACGUCAGCUCACAGCUGGACAAGGCUUCCAUUAUGCGGCUGGCCAUUAGCUUCCUCCGGACACACAAACUCCUGUCCUCAGUGUGUACUGAGAAUGAGACCGAAGUGGAAACAGAUCAGCAAAUGGACAACUUGUACCUGAAAGCUUUGGAAGGGUUCAUAGCAGUGGUGACCCAAGAUGGAGACAUGAUCUUUCUGUCAGAAAACAUCAACAAAUUCAUGGGACUCACACAGGUGGAGCUAACCGGACACAGCAUCUUUGACUUUACUCACCCCUGUGACCAUGAAGAGAUCCGUGAGAACCUGAGUCUAAAGAGUGGGUCUGGUUUUGGGAAGAAAAGCAAAGAUAUGUCCACAGAGCGAGACUUCUUCAUGAGGAUGAAAUGCACUGUCACUAACCGAGGCAGGACCGUCAACCUAAAGUCAGCCACAUGGAAGGUCUUACAUUGCACAGGUCAAGUGAAGGUCUACAAUAGCUGUGCCCCGCACAGCCUCUGCGGGUACAAGGAGCCUUUACUCACCUGCCUCAUUGUCAUGUGUGAACCCAUUCAGCAUCCAUCCACCAUGGACAUUCCCCUAGACAGCAAGACCUUCCUGAGCCGUCACAGCAUGGACAUGAAGUUUACCUAUUGUGAUGACAGAAUUACCGAAUUGAUUGGCUACCAUCCUGAAGAGCUGCUUGGGCGCUCUGCCUAUGAAUUCUACCAUGCCCUGGAUUCCGAGAGUAUGACCAAGAGUCACCAGAAUCUGUGUACCAAGGGUCAGGUGAUCAGUGGCCAGUACCGGAUGCUUGCAAAACAUGGUGGGUAUGUGUGGCUGGAAACCCAAGGGACUGUCAUUUACAACACACGAAACCUACAACCCCAGUGCAUCAUCUGCGUCAACUAUGUCCUGAGUGAAAUUGAGAAGAAUGAUGUGGUGUUCUCCAUGGACCAGACUGAGUCCUUGUUCAAGCCCCAUCUGAUGGCCAUGAACAAUAUCUUUGACACUGAAAUUCCUGUGUCGGAGAAGAGUAACUUCCUCUUUGCCAAGCUCAAGGAGGAGCCUGAAGAACUGGCCCAACUGGCACCCACACCUGGAGACGCCAUCAUUUCUCUGGACUUUGGUCAGUACCUCCUGCCUGUACAGGAAACCCAGAAGACCUUGAGAAACCAGAGCUUUGAAGAGUCAUCUACUUACAACAAAGCCCUUCUGACCCCAAGCCAGCCAUGGCCUGGAGACAUGAAAAACCACAGUUGCCAGAGUGAAGCCUCAUUCACUGUACCCCAGAUGGCACCGCCCGGCAGCACCACCCCCAGUGCCACCAGCAACAGUAGCUGCUCCACGCCAAGCAGCCCAGGAGAUUAUUACAGCUCUCUGGAUGAAAAUCUUAAGAUGGAAAUGAUAGAGAAGCUGUUUGCUAUGGACACUGAAUCCAAGAACCAAUGCAACACCCAGACGGACUUCAAUGAGCUGGACCUGGAGACACUGGCUCCUUAUAUCCCCAUGGAUGGAGAAGAUUUCCAACUGAGCCCCAUCUGCCAAGAGGAGCGCCCCCAACUGGAGAAUACACAGCCGAGCCCUCAGCCUAAUUUCAGUACCAUGAGCAGCAUCUUCCAGCCUCUGGCUCCAACAUCCUCCCAAAGCCCCUUCAUGCUGGACAAGUACCAACAGCAGAUGGAAAGCAAGAAGUCAGAUGUGGAUCCCCAGCCAAUGUCAUUUAUAUUCUUUGAUGGUGGGAGCAAGAUGACCCUCCCCCCAUGUUAUGGGCCUGCCAGUACCCCGCUGUCCUCCAUGGGAGGGAGGUCCAAUACUCAGUGGCCCCCUGACCCACCGUUAGAGUAUGGACCCAUAAAGUGGACACUGGCAGAUCAGUAUGCCAAAUCCUUAAGGAGAUCUCCCUCGGGGCCCCCUCUGCCACCACCCAACAUCUCAAUGUAUAAAAAAAGUUUGGUGAAGGGAUUGGGGCCACGAGGUCCAGAUAAGAUGAAUCCAGCCGUGAUUGCCCUCUCCAAUAAGCUGAAGAUGAAACGGCAACUGGAGUAUGAAGAACAAAACUUUCAGGACAUGAGUGGGGGAAAUUUGCCUGGCAAUAAUGCUCCUCAUCUCAUGUGGAAAAGGAUGAAAAGUCUUAAAGGUGGAAAUUGCUCCUUAAUGCCAGAGAAAUCCUUGAGUCUGAGUGUCCUCAAUGAUGAGUUUAUCCAUAACCCAGCACUGGGAAUGAGCCAGCCUCUAAGUCACCUGCCAGCCCCACAACCACCUUCUUCUGUGGGUCCUGGGGAGAAUCCAAAAGUGGUCUAUCCUCCCCAGUUUUAUGCUCCUGCAUAUCAGGAUUACAACCCACCACUGGUUCACAAGUUGUCAGGUAUGACAAGUCGGCUGCUUGGUCCCUCGUUCGAACCCUAUUUGCUGCCUGAACUGACCAGAUAUGACUGUGAGGUUAACGUCCCCGUCCCCGGCAGCUCCACGCUCCUGCAAGGGAGUGAAUUGCUCAGAGCACUGGACCAGGCCACCUGAACCAGGGCCAAGCUGUAGCGCCCCUCCCUCAGCCAACACUCUUUCAACAGCUUCAGUUUCUAAGUCUAUUUUUGCAACUAGAUGAUAUUUCUAACACCAAUACACUUUCUACAAGAUGUACUCGGCAGGUUGAAUCUGUCCAUGUCACCAAACAGUGGCCUUUUACUCACUUUUAUUAUCCCUGUUUAAAAGAGAAAUAUAUGUUUGUUUCAGCUACUGUAUUUUUCUCUCUCUUUCAAUGAAAAUGUUUAAAAAGUUGAUAUGAUCUUACUUCCAUGUCCCCUCUUGCUUCUAAUUUAUAGUCGCCCUGGAUUUUUCUGCAAUAUCCCUACUAACGAGCUGUGGUGUGUGUUUGUGCCUCUGUAGAGAAAAUACUUUGGCUCCAUUUUUACUGCAAAGGAUUAUUUUGUGUCGUUGCCAAAGAAAAGUGAAUCAAAAAAGAAUCAUGGCUCCUUCAAUCCUCCCUCCUUCCUAGCACUAAUGACCAUAUUGUAAAUGUAAUGUGUUUUUUUUUUUUAAGCUGACUAUUCUCAUUAUGAUACCGUCUGUCGGAAACAGAAAUGUGAAGAGUGAGCACCAAUGUUUGUGGUUCUCUGUGAAAGUGGCACAUUGUAGGCUUUUGUUUUGGGGGGCUUUCUUCCAUUCAGUGGGUUGGUGUUUUUAUUAUUGUUGUUAUUAUUAUUAUAAUACAAAAGCAUACCUGAGGUUUGUAUUUUUUUUUCAAGAAAAUUAAUAUCUGGGUUAAGUGUUUAUCAUAUAUAUUGGUACUUUGUUAUAUCUAAAAACUUCAAAACCAGAAUGGAGUCCUGCUCACAGAUCACUUUACGAGCUUUUUUUUUUUUUUAAGCUGUUAAUUUUGUUUAUUCUGGUGUUGCUGACAUUGCAGGAUUGUACAUAUCUUUCCCAUAGGCUGGCACUAACAUUGCUUGCUAAUUAUCUCUCCUCCUCUGUUAGCUCUGUGUGUCUCCUAUCUGCUGUCGGCCUGACUACAAUUCAGUCAAUGGGCAGCAGAAUCAUUACACUGAAGCAUUAAAAGGCAUAUUUCCCUUAUAUUUUAAGUAUGUAUUAUGUAUGCAUUAUUAUUAUUGUUAUUAUUAUUAUUAUUAUUGCUGGGCCUGAUGUCAUGGGGUAAAAGGGUGGGGAGUGGGCUGAGGGAAAGCUGAGGGAGGUGGGUGGGGGUGAUGCAAAUUUUCUUAAUCUUUGGGGGGGUUUAUUGAUGUUAAUAGCCCUUCAAGUGCCUGGAGUGAUGAUUCGGAUGACCUUCCACUAGAGGUAUUAGGAUACUCUCAGGGCUGCCAUGAAAAAUGGCUUUGAUGGGAACUGAAAAAAAGAAGCAAGAUGCAGAAACAAAGUUUGUUAUAUAGAGCAAGGGAGUAAGAUUCAGAAAUGAAUUUUGUUGUAUGAAGCAAGACAGCGUCCCAGGGUGACACCUUUGCAUGAGUACAACCAAGUCGAGGGUCUAGACAAGGACUCAGAGAAGAAUGGGAGCUUCCAACAUGGCCCCAAAGAGCUUAGGCAGUCUGCAGUCAGCCUAAACUGGAAGGGAGGGCAAAGAGCAGCCCCAUAGCAGCUAGGAAGAGGCAGAAAGGCUGUUGUUCCUGCUGAUUUCCUCCCUGAAAACUGCCUACUCAUUGGUGACUGGCCUGCCUGGCAGCAUUCAACCCUCCUCUGUGUUCUCUAACUUGCACUGACUUGCACAGAUAGGGAAGCACUGUACCUGAGUGCGUGUUCCAGGAACGCUCUAGUACACCAUAGAUGGGUGAGCUUACCUUUUUCGGUGUGAAUACACUGAACAUUUAGGAGCUUUUCUGUCAUUGAAAACAAAUAUGAAAAAAAAUCACAAGCCAUGAUUUGGUGAGCCUGGAAAGACCUAUCCUAAAGAAAAACACAAGGGAAACUUAACUUUAAGAGGAGUCUAUUUGUAAAGAGAGUAAACUUUUCCAGCAUCCGUGGUGGAUGGCUGGUACUUUGGGAAAGCAGCUUUGACAAACCUGCAUGUGAUGUGAGUAUUUGAAGGGUUACUGACACAUAAGCUCAUGUUUUAUUUCUGUCUUUGUUGCUUCCUCAUAAAAGGGCAUUUUUUUACCCUUGCAAUUUUACUAAAAACACUCGGAGAUCUAUUCUAUGCUUUAUAUUAACUUGACCUGUUGGCAUAGUGACUUCAUAAACUAUGAUAUUGUUGACUUCUUACUGAUGACAUUAUAAGUGUAUGGGAACUUUAACUUUAUAAGGAAUUGUAUUUUGCCACUGACACCUUAUUAAAGUAUACUGAUCCUA
Messenger RNA from Monodelphis domestica (gray short-tailed opossum), 5633 nucleotides. It is a transcript of the gene EPAS1, whose product is annotated as endothelial PAS domain protein 1. Gene Ontology annotation, cellular component: nucleus; transcription regulator complex; cytoplasm. Gene Ontology annotation, molecular function: RNA polymerase II transcription regulatory region sequence-specific DNA binding; protein dimerization activity; DNA-binding transcription factor activity, RNA polymerase II-specific. Gene Ontology annotation, biological process: cellular response to hypoxia; regulation of transcription by RNA polymerase II. The record is from RefSeq and is a predicted model, not a curated record. Lineage: Eukaryota; Metazoa; Chordata; Mammalia; Didelphimorphia; Didelphidae.